AUGCUCAACAGGAGUGGACGCAGGUUAAUGGGACUGCUGCUAAGAAAUGCUAAACUAGUUAAUGGCCACUUGAAAGCAAAACUUUUGUGUAAAUGCAAAGAUCUGGACAUCCGCUACCAGAUCGAGGCGGGAAACGAAGACGGAGCCUUCUCCAUAGACGGCGACACAGGAAGUGUCUCUGUGGCGGGGCAGCUCGAUUUCGAGAAUCGCAAAAUGUACGAGCUGCGUCUGGCGGCGAUGCGAGGACAAGGGCCUUCAGCAGUGGGUCGUGCAGAGCUCCUAGUGACGGUGCUGGACGUCAACGACGAGCCGCCAGUGUUCCAGCAGCCCGUGUACCGUGCAGAGCUGCAGGAGGAGGAGGACCCCGCUCACCUGCCUAGAACCAUCCUCACGGUCAAAGCUGUGGACGGUGAUACAGGGCGGCCGCAGGAUGUGGUGUACUCCAUCUCAGGGCCCGGCGUCGUCGUUGCAGGAACCGACGAGGGGUUCUUCAGCGUGGAUGCGAACACUGGGGACGUGUUCGUGCACAAGCCGCUGGACCGCGACCCCCCGUACGGCCGUCCCCUGUGGCGCUUCACGGCGUUCGCGCAGGACGAGGGCGGCGCCGGAUUGGUAGGCUACGCAGACGUGCAGGUAUCACUCGCCGACGUCAACGACAACGCGCCCGCUUUCCCGCACCAGCUCUACCACGGACAGGUCAUCGAAAACGCUCCGGCAGGGACUUUCAUCCUGAAUGUGACGGCAGAAGACAAUGACGACCCAGACGAGGGGAGCAACGCCAGACUUAGGUACUACAUUGACAAGAAUGCCGUGGAUGAGACUACAGGUUCUGCCAUAUUUAAAAUCGACGCAGACACGGGAGAGAUAUCGACAGCUAUCUGCUGCUUGGAUCGCGAACGGACUCCCGCUUACUCCAUCCAGGUAGUCGCCACGGACGGUGGUGGGUUCGAAGGGACAGCUACCGUAUCUAUUACUGUAAAGGACGUCAACGAUACACCGCCAGAGUUUUCGAAAGUUGAGUGGUUCGUGGAAGUGGACGAAUCUGACGGCGGUAGUGUGCUGGAGAAGCCGAUUCUUACAGUGACAGUACGUGAUCAGGAUGAGUUUAGCAUGUUGCAGUACGAGGUGGUUCGAAACAGCGGUUAUGGAUCAGACAAAUUUUCUCUCGAGAGGAAUAGUGAUGGAACUGCAUCGUUGAAAGCAAUUAAGCCAUUGGACUAUGAAGACGUCCACGGCAACGUAUUGAGAUUCAAGAUUCAAGUUACCGAUAAGAAUGAGAAUGAUACUACACAGCAACACCAUACGACUUACUCGUGGGUUUCUGUUAAACUCAGGGACAUCAACGACAACUUCCCAGUAUUUCAACAGCGCAAUAUUGAGGUUGCAAUAUCAGAAGACGCUACUGUGGGAAAAGUAAUUGCAGCCUUUGAAGCGAGAGAUGCAGACCAGAACGGAAAAAGUGGUGUGACUUACGCCAUAGACCAAAACUCCAAUAGAGGAAGGCACUUCCACGUAAAUUACUUUGGUCAGGUGCUUCUCGAGAGAGAACUCGACAGGGAAGACGUGUCUCGUCAUGUCGUGAACAUUCUAGCAAUUGAUGAUGGAGUUCCUCCCAAGACAUCAACAGCAACACUAACAGUGAUUGUUAAAGAUAUUAAUGACAAUGCUCCACAUCUCUUAGAGAACUAUGAAGCUGUAUUAACUGAAAAUACUUCCCCUAAAGAGAUAAUAGAAAUACUGGGAGCUGACAGUGAUGAUUAUUCUAGAAAUAAUGGGCCUCCUUUCACAUUCAAGAUGGAUCCAAUUGCAAAUGAACAAAUUAGAUCAUCAUUUUCGGUUCAUUUUGAUCAAAAGGGCCCAAAUGGUCAUGGUUCAGCGAUUAUAUCAUCACUGAGAUCGUUUGAUCGAGAGCAACAGAAAGAAUAUCUGGUGCCUGUGUUGGUGAUAGAUUCCGGUUAUCCUCCACUCACAGGAACUUCUACAGUAAAAAUUAUUAUUGGUGAUAUUAAUGAUAACAAGAUGAAAUUUGGGAGGAAAAAUAUACUAGUUUACAAAUACAAGGAUCAAACUCCAGAAACAGAUAUUGGAAGGAUAUACGUUGAAGAUCCAGAUGACUGGGAUCUACCUGACAAGAAAUUCUUCUGGAAUACACAUGAACAUCGUAGAUUCAGAAUCAAUGAAGCCUCUGGAAUGAUUACAAUGAAGCGCAACACACCAGAUGGAAUAUACAAUUUGGUAUUCAGAGUGCAAGACCACAAACAUAAACAAAACAAUGUGUCUGCUAUUGUUACUGUUACUGUAAAGCAUAUUUCCCAUGAUGCUAUUAUUAACUCUGGCUCAUUGAGAAUUUCUAAUUUGUCUGAUGAAGACUUUAUCAAAGAAUGGAACUAUAUGGUAAUUUUUAUGGAGGAAAGUAAGGCAGAACAACUUAAGACUGUUUUGUCAGAAGUUCUCAACACUCAACGGGAAAGUGUGGAUAUUUUCAGUGUUAAUGGACACAGAUCAUUUCCACCCGUUCUGGACAUUUUCUUUACUAUAGAAAGGAAAACCAAACUUGAUCUGAUUAUGGCUGGAAUACACUACUGUUUUAUUGACAAAAUUAAUUGUCAAGAUCUGUGCAUUGACAGCUACAGAAUAGGCAGCCGUCCAGUCUUAGUUGACGCCAAUACAACAUCACUAGCAGGAAUUUCAGUAGUUAUUACAGCAAAAUGUAAUUCAGCCACACAAAAUUUUGCUGCAGCUAACACAUGUAAUGAAAGACAUUGUUAUAAUGGUGGCUACUGCAUAAAGGAAAAAAGCAGUGUAAGCUGUGCCUGUCCAAGUGGGUAUGAAGGACCCCGCUGCCAACAAACUGUGAGAAGCUUUCAAGGAAAUGGCUGGGCUUGGUUCCAAUCAAUCCAGCCACAGGCUGAAAACCAUGUAAGUUUAGAAUUUCUAACCUAUAAAGAAGACGGAUUGCUGUUCUACAAUGGUCCAUUAUCUCCCAUCAUAAUAGAUGGGGUUACUAUAUCAGAUUAUAUUGCAUUGGAAUUAAAAAGUGGUGAGCCUAGACUACUUUUUCAUUUAGGUCAUGAUACCACUGAGAUAUUUAUAAAAGUAAAGAAGAAGCUGAAUGAUGGAAUGUGGCAUCAGAUUGAUUUAUUUUGGGGUUCUGAGAAUGUUCAUCUCAUACUAGAUUACUGCAAAUCAGCUGAUGUUGUAGAACUACAAGACAUGAAAACAUCAUUGUUUAAUGGAACAAGUUGCCUCGUAAAGGCCAAAGUUUCUAAGUUCAGUGAGCGUUUGAAUUUAAACAGUCCUUUACAGAUUGGUGGCAUUUACCGGGAAGAAAUACCACCAGAAAUCUAUAAAUGGAAUGCAAGUCCAAAUGCAAUAGGUUUUGAAGGGUGUAUACGGAAUUUCUAUUCUAAUGGACAGAUUUUGGACUUGGCUGAUGUGUUGUUGUCAGUUGGCACAGUACCUGACUGCCUUCAAACAAAACUUGCAUGCAGCACAGUAAACUGCUCUGGGCAUGGAGUCUGUCAAGCUGACUUUACAGAGAGAGCACCAUGGUGUUUGUGUGACGCUGGCUGGAGUGGGCCCUCAUGUUCUUCACCUACACAACCAGUCACAUUUCUACCUCAUAGCUACAUUAAGUUUGCACUAUCUUUUGAAAUUGGCCAUUUCACAACACUUAUGCAGUUACGGUUCAGGACUGAGGAGAAAGACGGUGAGCUGUUUCGUCUUGCUGACCAGCAGUCACUUGAAUAUGCAGUCCUUGAGAUAAAUAAUGGAAACCUAUACUUUCGUUAUAACUUAAACAGAAUGAAUAUUGAAGAGAAGUACAUCUGCUUAUGUUACAUUUCUGUUGAUGAUGGAUACUGGCACACAGCAAAGGUUUCUCGAUAUGGCUCUUUAUCAAUAUUGGAACUAGAUGAUGGUGAAUUCUUGAGAAGAAAUCAGACAUCACUGUUUGAAGGUCACCAGUGGUUGGUAAUUGACAAACAAGAAGGUGCUCAUGCUGGUGGGAAGGCAGAGCAUACUGGCAUAAAUACAUUAGAAAUAUAUGCUGAUUACAGAAAUGGUUGUGUGGAUGACAUACGGUUAGAUGGAAGACCUCUUCCACUGCCUCCAGUAGCCAAUGUUACCCAAUGGGGACAGGCAACAGUGGCACUUAACUUGGAGUUUGGCUGUAGCUUUCCUUCAGACUGCAACUCCAUAAUUUGUACAGAACCAGUGAAAUGUAAUGACAAAUUGAGACAACAUAAAUGUAUGUGCAAUGAUGUUCAUGUUUUGGCUACAAAAAGUAAGAACUGCAUUGGAAAUAACUGUUUAAGUACACCUUGUACUAGUUCUGGAAAUUGCCUGCCUCACCAUUCAGAGUUUCACUAUGACUGCUUAUGCACUGAUGGAGUAACUGACAUAAACUGCAAAUUUAAUGGAGGCAAAAAGACUGGCGAUCUUAAUGCUUGGGUUUUAACGGUCUUAUCAUCUGUAGUCAUCUUUAUAAUUGUUUUGCCUGUCCUGUUUCUUCUGUGUAAAUACUACUACAGAAAUCAUGGAAGGUCUCGAACACAAAUGGAUGCUCAAACAAGUACAAGUCAAUAUGCUGAUAAUAGAGGAAAUGAAGAGCACGGUGUCUCUUUGAACAUGAAACAACUGAUACCUCAUCCUCAUGAAAAUGAAGUCACAGUUUCACUGGAACUACAAAGUAACUAAAAUGCACUUGAUGAAAAGGAGCAAACUGGUUCAGAUGAGCUCACACAGCAUUGAGAAUGAAAGAAGAAAGAAUAGAGGAAGAGAUAAAUAAUUAUCAUCAGCAAGUAUUUCCAUGACCCAAUAUAUGUCAACCAAUUUUCAUUCACACUGCUUCAGAAUUAUGUUUCAACAGUGAAACAAAGUAUCUUGUAUCAGCAGUAUUAUGAAUCCUCCAUGUCAACUGUAUCAGCAAGAUGCCUCCAUCAAAGCUUUACAUGUAGUGAUACAUAUAUUUUUACACAAAUGAAGUAUGAAGUUUGUAUAUGCCUUUUCUGUACUAUAUGGACCUCCAAUGAAUAACUUAUUUUUAUAGCAAUGUGCCUGCUACACACUGCAGCUGUUAAGCUAGUGUAGUUGGAUGACCAAUAUAUGACUGAA
Molecule: messenger RNA, 5115 nt
Organism: Schistocerca cancellata (South American locust)
Lineage: Eukaryota; Metazoa; Arthropoda; Insecta; Orthoptera; Acrididae
Product: neural-cadherin-like
Exons: 25
Coding region: 1-4698 (1565 amino acids)
Biological process (GO): homophilic cell-cell adhesion
Cellular component (GO): plasma membrane; catenin complex
Molecular function (GO): calcium ion binding; cadherin binding
Source: RefSeq, a predicted model, not a curated record